AUAAUUUAUGUCUUUGCAGGAUUCUCAAAUUUUUCAGAAAGUGCUAUGCAGUUUCUUGAAAAGCAGGGUUUGGAAUCCCGGGGUCCUGUGUCUAAACUAACCUUCAAAUUGUUCCUGGCUGUUCUGUGUUCACUUAUUGGUGCUUUUUUGACAUUCCCUGGCUUGCGACUGGCUCAAAUGCAUCUGGAUGCUCUGAAUUUAGCAACAGAAAAAAUAACACAAACAUUGCUACAUAUAAACUUCUUGGCUCCUUUACUUAUGGUUCUACUGUGGGUAAAACCAAUCACUAAGGACUACAUUAUGAACCCACCUUUGGGCAAAGAGAGCGUACCUUUAAUGUCAGAAGAUACAUUUGACACCAUGCGGUUGUGGAUUAUAAUCCUUUUGUGUGCUUUACGGUUGGCUAUGAUGCGCAGUCACUUACAGGCCUAUCUGAAUUUAGCCCAAAAAUGCAUGGAUCAGAUGAAAAAGGAAGCCGGCAGAAUAAGUACAAUUGAUUUACAAAAAAUGGUGGCUCGGGUAUUCUAUUAUCUUUGUGUAAUUGCACUGCAGUAUGUUGCACCAUUGGUAAUGGUCCUUCACACAACUCUGCUUUUGAAAACACUAGGUAAUUAUUCUUGGGGCAUCUACCCAGAAUCUAAUUCUGACACUGCAGUAGAAAACAAUCCGCUUCCCAGUUCACUUUAUUCUGAGUCUCCAUCUGUCGAUGGAAAGAUGAAAGUAACUGUAGUGCAAAUAACAAUGGCUUUGGGAAGCCUAAAGAAUAUUUUCACUCCUCUCCUAUUCCGAGGACUCUUGUCUUUCCUCACCUGGUGGAUUGCUGCUUGCCUCUUUUCCACAAGCCUCUUUGGGCUUUUCUAUCACCAGUACCUGACUGUGGCAUAAAUCGAUCAACUGACAAAGCAAGUAUGAGGUCAAAUUCUAGAUACAAGCCCAAGUACCCAAGAGGAGAUGAAGAAAAAACUAUAUAUGAAGAAAAAACAUAUCAGCAUUUAUUCUUAAACACUUAUUCUGUUUUCUCAGGGUGAAUAUUCUUAUAAUUUUUAAAAUCGCAACUGGAUUUGUUACUUUUUGUUACUGAAAUGGUAGGUAACUAAUUGAAUUAUGUUACUGGGAUUGACUGACAGGGAUAUAUGUGUAUCUAGUAAUUUCAAGAUCCCUUUUGAAAUGAAAAAUUUUUUUUUGACAGUUCACUUGAAAGGGCUAUUUGGUUUUGGUGCCUCUAUAAAGGUACUUACCUAUAUUAAAAAAGCUGUUAAUCUUGAUGUUUCUGCUCUGUCAGAUCAUCAUCUUUUGCCAGUCUAAUCUGUGUUAAAUUGGCCAUAUAGUAAUAACUAAUAACUUUUGACUUCAGAAAUAGAUUUUCUGUAUAAUAAAGCAGAUAUAGUAAGGAGGAGCAAAGCAUUAACUUUAUAAGUUUUGUUUAGUUGGAAGGAUAGAUCCUAAGUAUAAAAACAUUGUUAAGCAAACUAAAAUGUCAAUUUUUCAUGAUUCAUGUAAUCAGAAAACAGGAAUGGGAAUUUAUAUGCAGUAGCUUUUUUUAAAAGUUAAUAUUACAUUGUAAAGAGCGUUCUCAGUGUUUAACUAAUAUCAGCUAUUUUUACGUUAUUGGUUUUUUACUCUUGAAUUUCUGUAAAGCUUUGGCAUAUAAUAAGCAUUUAUAAAUGGAAAAGCUUAACAAAUAUUUAAUCCAUUGCAAACUACCAUAUGGGAAAGCAAACUGUCAGUGAAUGCAGAAAAUUAAAGAUUUAAGCUGGUGAUAAACUGUCUUGCUACAUUGAAUGUUUUUAAAGUUAUUAGUUUAUUAAGUUGCACUUACUGAUACAAGGAAUAUACACCAGCUUGUACCUUCUGCAUGCAUUUGGGAUAUCUGAGAAUACUUUGCAUGAUUCUAGCAGUUUCAUUGCAGUAUAGUAUUUCAGUGCUACUGGUACUGUAAGCUUUGUUUUUUUCACACCACCUUUUUGUAACUAAUGGUGACAGACGCUCAACUGUGUGAAUUGGCCUAAAGAAUAUUUGACUUCAUAGAUUCAGAUCUUGAAACAUUCCUAGGAAAUGUCAUUCAGACCAAUAGAAUGUCAAAAUAUGACAGGUCCAGCAAUACUGGACCCGCUUUCUGUUAGUUUGAGAUAUGUGAUUAGUAAUGGAAUUAAUAAGGCCAGCUUUUAAGUUAUAGUUAGAUUUCCAUGGUUAAUGUUUCAUACAGGAAAAUAAUAAAAGAUAGAGCAGUUUCUUGUGAACUUGGCCCAAGAAGCUCAUUAGAUAGAUGUAACCUGUUAUUGCAAUCUGAAGGAUAGAAAUGAACUUAGAUACUGGAGAAAGCUUCAAAAUAAUGCUAAGUGACAGAGUUUCUGUUGCCAUAGAUGUUUAUUUUGAAAGUUCAUAACUGAAAGUGAGCUAUAGUUAUAUAAAAUUUAAUUCAGCAAAGGUAAUUGAUUCUGUGUGUGGUUGAGCUUCACAGAGCUUUUGAUAAGUAGUACACUGUCUUCUUCUUCAGAGGUCACACAUCAAGAUCAACACUUCUGGCUAUUGCUGCUUCAUUGUUUCACAGAACUGAACAGUUGACCUUCUGGUCAGCAGUUUGAUCUGAGUGGGAAAUGAUCUUUCUUUGGAUUAAUUUAAUCCUUACAUGAGUCCAGGAGGCUUAUUUAAAAACUAAAAUAUAGCAGUAAAUAUCUUUGAAAUGUGUGGUGACACAGGAACUAGAGAGAGCAUAUUGCUAUAGUGGUGAGCAAUGCUUUUUACAACUACCUGAUAUACUAAAAAGUGACUUGUAAAGAAAAAUAGCAGGCUUCAUAGUCCUGACUUCCACGUAUAUUAUGUAAGCUUCAAAGAAGUAUCUGCUCACUUGUUCCUUUAAAGCAGCAGCUGGCAAAUGCUUUUUUUUUCUUGAAGAGCUUUAUCAGCACUAGGAAAAAAAAGUAGCUCACAGAAAUAGAAAAGCAGGUAAAACCUGACUGAGAGGUUACUAGUUUUUAUUCAGAAUUCUUAAGUAUUUGUCUUGCUUUUUCCUCACUACUUAAUUUCUGAGAAUUUUUAGAAGAAAAAAUGCCUUUGACAAAGAAUCAACAUUUCUGUCUGUCUGUCUGUCUCCAUUUCACCCUCCUUUUCUCACUCUAGCAAUGGGACUUGUUAUCCUGAUGUUUUUUUCCUAUCCACAGCUUUUUCCCUAAGUUAAGAACUAAUGUGUUUAGAAUUGACCCAGCUAAAUUAGUUCAGGCUUGGGGUUUUGGGGUUUGGUUUUUUUUCAUUGUUUUGGUUUAAAUCCAUUUGUCUGUGAAGGAUUAGUUCCUUUAAAUAGAUUAAAUAACUUUGAAUUGCAGCUGAAAUACAAUUGUUAUUGGUUGUUUAAGCACUGCACUUUUAUUAUAGAAGUCUCUUUAGACAAAACAUUAGGAUAGUGAUAAAUCCAAGUAUUCCAGCACAAUUCAGGGAAGUCAAAAUAUAACACUUUGGCUAUUUCUGAGCUUAGAGAAGUUGAUUAGGAAAAGGAGAAGGGAUUGUAACAAGUCUAUUCUACUUUGCAGGCAAUAUUCUCAGGCAGAACUUGUCCUCUUUUGAUACCUUACCAAGCUUUAGGAUUUCCUAGGUGUUGAAGGGGCUCUGGUAAUUUCAGCUGCAGUUUUUUUCUCUUUCUGACUUCUCUUGCAUAAGAAUCAACAGGUAAAGUAUCAAGAAAAACAGGUAGUAUCAGUGCAAGAGAACAUCCUUGUACAGAAGGCCAUGCUUUAAAAAAUUCAUUUCUAUGGCAGUUGUUCUUCAGCUUCUUUUAGUCACAAAUACUGGAAGACGUGAGCAGAGAUGCAUGUUUUCCCAGAUUAUAAAGUCAAACUCACCUAUGAACAAAAAUGCCAUCAAAAUACAUCAAUAUUGCAAUUAGCUAGCAUAACUUCAGUGUAUAUGUAAUAUGGUUAGUUAGUACAGAAAUUCCAACUAACCUCAAAGGAACAAUUUAAAGUUUUGCACUUUGUCACAGUAACUACAGCUAACUGGUAAUAGACGUCUUGGAUUUAAUGCAUAGAAAACAUAAAAGUAUUGAAUCCUGAAACCUAUUAUUUAAGUCUCAUAGAAAUGUUGGAAGGCUCUACAAGAUAGGCCUUAUAACUAUUUAUUCUCCAAGGCCCCUGUUUUCCGUUUGAACAUUAACUUGUUUUUCCUGACAAGUUUUUGAACAGUUUUGAAAUGCUGUCCUUCAUGUUUUGGCAUAUGAUGCAAUUUGUGUGUUUAUUUGUUAUCCAGAAAAACUCUAAAUUUAACCCACACUUAAUUUUGUCCCUACAAAGUUACUAGAAUGUUUUGCCUAAGAUUGAAGAAUUAAGCGCACAGUGAAAAUAAAAAAUGUUGAAUGAAAAUAAGGCCCCAAAAAUUGUGUGUUCUGUUGGGGAAAUCUUUCUAUUAUGGCUGAGUAAAAUCUUAAUAGCAGAAGGCAACAGCAGGUUGCUUGUAUCCUAAAUCAAAUAUUGAAGGUGAAUGUUUAUCAUAA
This is a messenger RNA of Aquila chrysaetos chrysaetos, 4483 nucleotides long. RefSeq names its product transmembrane protein 161B-like. The transcript is spliced from 6 exons. The record is from RefSeq and is a predicted model, not a curated record. NCBI's taxonomy places the organism in Eukaryota, Metazoa, Chordata, Aves, Accipitriformes, Accipitridae. The annotation marks the transcript as partial.